AGCCAGGCCUGCUUCUCUGCCGCAUCAUGUUCUAGAGGUCGACGGCUUCAUUUAUCCUGCUGCGCUGCACUCCCCGACCGCCGACGGGAGCCUCUGCACAUUCAAUAAGGUACCCAUCACCCAUAUUCACCCUCCAGCACCACUAUGGCGCCUUACGAACAGCAACCCCUCUACUAUGGAGGCCAACGACACACCACGCGAGACACAUUUCAGACCAUUGACCCUUCCUCUGGACGACCCAUUGCCGACAUAUGCAAAGCAGACAAGUCAUCCGUGGAUGCCGCCAUCAAGUCUGCCAAGAAUGCUUUUCCGAAAUGGUCCGCAAUGUCACCCAUGGAACGAUCGCGCAUCCUAUUACGAGCGGUAGCACUGCUCAGAGAGCGAAAUGAUGAUCUGGCAAAGAUCGAGACUCACGAUACGGGAAAGGCCUUUUCCGAAACCAGCGUGGUCGAUGUGGUCACGGGCGCAGAUGUGCUGGAGUACUAUGCGAAUUUGAUUGCUUCUGGAGGUUUGAACGGCGAAACCACUCAGCUACGGCCAGACGCCUGGAUUUAUACGACAAAAGCGCCCCUGGGAGUAUGUGCGGGAAUUGGAGCAUGGAACUAUCCCAUUCAGAUAGCGUUGUGGAAGUCCGCGCCAUGUCUCGCUGCUGGGAACUGCAUGGUCUACAAACCAUCUGAAUUCACUCCACUACAUGCCCUGAAGCUGGCGGAGAUCUAUACGGAAGCUGGAGUACCCCCGGGAGUCUUCAGUGUUGUACAAGGCGCCGGUGACGUGGGAGCCAUGCUGUCGGGCCAUCCCGACAUCAAGAAAGUGUCCUUUACUGGACAAGUCAGCACAGGCAUGAAAGUUGCCGGGGCAGCUGCAGGAGGCAUGAAGUAUGUGACCAUGGAGCUCGGCGGAAAAUCACCAUGCAUAAUUCUGCCUGACGCGGGUGUGGAUGAUGCUGUCAAUGGUGCUAUGAUGGCCAACUUUUUCUCCACCGGCCAGGUCUGCACGAAUGGCACACGUGUGUUUGUGCCCAGAUCCAUGAAGAGCAAGUUCGAAACAUUGCUCAUCAGUCAAAUGGACAAUGUGCGAGCGGGAGACGUCUUCGACCCCAACACGAAUUUCGGACCACUAGUCAGCGAAACGCACUAUAAGAAGGUCAAUCAAUACAUCAAACAUGCCAUUGACACCGACAAGGCGAAGCUCCUCUAUGGUGGCCCGGGCAAGCCCACUGGCGCGUCUGGAGAUGGCUACUGGGUCAAGCCUACGGUCUUCACAGAUUGCACAGACGACAUGCUCAUCGCGACGGACGAGAUAUUUGGUCCCGUGAUGUGCAUCCUACCAUAUGACGACUCUGCUAACGACUGGCUCGACACUCUGAUUGCUCGUGCCAACAACACCAGUAUGGGUCUGGCGGCGGGUGUCUUCACCAAGAACAUCGAUCUCGGUCACAAGGUGGUUGCCCAGAUCGAGGCGGGCAUCACGUGGGUCAACACUUGGGGAGAAUCCCCUGCGGAGAUGCCAGUCGGUGGUUGGAAGUUGAGUGGCCUAGGUGUGGAGAAUGGUCGGAGAGGGCUUGACAACUGGGUACAAAAUAAGAGCACUCUGGUGGAGAUGGGAGGAAGCGUCCCUGUGGCCUUUGCGAAGUUGUAGAAACCAUCACAAUUGCGCAUAUACACUUGCACGAAUGAUGGACCCCACGAGAGCUGUCUGUACCUUCCUCUACAUAGAUAGAGCUUUGCUGUGAUAUCCCAAUAUACCCAAACAAAGUAACCAACCAAC
Sphaerulina musiva SO2202 is the source of this 1770-nucleotide messenger RNA. Its product is annotated as betaine aldehyde dehydrogenase. Gene Ontology annotation, molecular function: aldehyde dehydrogenase (NAD+) activity. The coding region runs from base 145 to 1641 and encodes 498 amino acids. The record is from RefSeq and is a predicted model, not a curated record. The transcript has a single exon. NCBI's taxonomy places the organism in Eukaryota, Fungi, Ascomycota, Dothideomycetes, Mycosphaerellales, Mycosphaerellaceae.